Molecule: messenger RNA, 357 nt
Organism: Acanthoscelides obtectus
Lineage: Eukaryota; Metazoa; Arthropoda; Insecta; Coleoptera; Chrysomelidae
Source: the annotation of a GenBank genome assembly
CACAUACACACGGUCGUAUAGGCUCCUGUUUAAACAGCGGCGUGUAUACGUAUUUAUUUAAUAUAAAAUAUAAUGUCAAAAGAACUAGAUACUGAGUUAUUAAUUGCUUUGAUAGUAGCUCGUCCUAUAUUAUGGGAUAAAACAUCACCAAUAUAUAAGAACAGAAAUGAGACGAAGGAAGCGUGGAAAGAAGUCUGUAUAGAAAUGAACAGCGAUUUCCAUGUUUAUAGUGAGGAAGAAAAAAAUAAAUAUGGUAAAGAGGUUGUAAAGAGGUGGGUCAACAUUCGGGAUGCAUUUAACAAGUUUUUGAAGAAAGAAAAAUCGUUCAAAAGUCUGGUUCUGGUGCCUCAACUUUAA